AUGAUAAGAAGUUGCGUUACGAUUCUUUGUACCAUAGCACUUGUUGCAUAUGGUUUUAAUGAUCAUCAAAAGUUCCAAUCAAAGUCUGAAAGUCUUCCCGCCAGGUUCAAGAGAGCUGCCCCUGACAAAUCCCCAGUAACUGAAGUCAUCAGCCGUCACCUCGCUAUUGGCCGAGUCCUCAAUGCCAUCUACCUCCAGAUGCAGCUUGAUAAUGGAACAAUUACUCAGAAGGAUAUCCUGGCAGGUAUAUGGAAUCUCAAGAACAGUUCGGUGAUCGACAAGUUAGUUGGUUUAACUGACGACGGGAUCAAGAGCAAUAUCAUUGACCUGGAAAAAUCCAUAGAUGCGGUUUCGGGAGGUAUUGGAGCUAUCAAUGGCGUUGAAAGAUUGCUGGAUGAAGAUGGGAUUUGGAUGGAAGUCACUAAAAGCUUGAGACAGAAACUGAAAGAUGGACUUGAUAAGAUAAAGGUUUUGCAAUCUCUGGUUGAUGAAACGAAUAGUAAAACUCUUCAAUACUUCGUAGAAGACUUUGAAGUCACUAUUCUAGAAAAGUUGGUAUCAUUUGAGACAGUCACGUUCAAUCAGAUGUCAAUUAGGGAUUUGGUGUAUUCAAUUGAAAACUUCAUGUUUUUAUCAACGACAAUAUCGCCAGUUUUAAAAACCAUAUCUCAAUCUACCCACUUCAAAAUGAAUGCUCUAUUGGAAGGAAUCAAUGCGACUGCAGAGAUCUAUGAAAAUGCAUCAGAAAUUGGUAUGCUCAAUCCGAUGUUUCAAAAUAUCAAAAUUCAAGCCCAGAAGUUCCAGUCGUUGUUAGCCAGUCCGGAAACAAUUGAAAAAUUACUUUCCCGGUUGGUAUUUUUUUUGAAAACUUCAAACAACAUCCUUCAACUAUACCAAUUGCCACUGCGUUCCUUUCUACACGAACAGUUUCUCUUGUCGAGAAGGAUCUCAAGGAUUCAUGGGUACGGACUGUUUUGAAUAAAGGCAUGGAUUUAGAUGAUCUGAAAGCUUAUCUUGUAGACUUUUUGACAUCGGCGAAUAGUUUAGAGAAAGUGAACAAAGACUCGGUGCCCAUGUUCAAUUCAUCUGUUAUCGAAAGUCUAGAUUAUACCCUCGCGCUGAUCAAUAGUCUGAGAGUUAUUAAAAAAGUCCCAAAAGAUAUGUUUCUUACGGAUUUUAAUUCAUGCUUCAAAGUACUUUCUUCAACGUCCAUUGUGGAUUACAAUGAGACAGAACUUUUCGAAACAAGUGUUGUCGAACUAUUCAAGACUCCACCAAAAGUCAUGGCUGAUCUAGAAACAUUGUCGCAGGAUGAAGAUUUUUCUAAAAGCAUUUAUAAGUUUAAAGACGACUUAAAUAAUAUGAGAACAGAAGCUGAAUUCGCAACAUGGAAGAGUAGAGGAAGUCUAAAAGCUAUGAAAGAGUACUUCGAAGGACACAGGAAGCUUUUUAAAUCUUUGAAACAAGAAACGUCGUUUAUUGAGUCGGUGAAUGUUUUGUUGAGAAGUAAACAAAAAAUCACUGAAAUCUCGAGUUGGAUGGCUAAUGCUAAACUCGGAACCCCUGCUUGUGACUUUCUAUUUGAACUAGACGCUUCAAUGAUCCAGGAAGUCAACCGAAUGUCAUCUCGAAUCUCCCGUAUCAGAACGAAAAAUGACUUUGAGAAUGUGAAAAGUCUAGUGAAUGCAGUUCUAGAUUCAACAAAAAGUCUAAAAACGAUUCCAAAUCUUAACGGGAAUUCUAGCAAUUCUACCAGACGAAGACGGUCGCCAACAAAGAAGUUUAACGGGGAUCCGAAGAAGCUUCUGAACUUUGCUUUUGCAGCUCAUUCUUUCUAUCAGAUUGGGCAAAUUAAGAAGUAUUCCGCUGAUUUGGAUUUAUUGAUCAAGAAAAUUCCAAGUGUACCAGAUGAAAUCAAAAAGAUCAAAAAUCCGAAAGUGAAGACUGAUUUGGAGAUGAUUUGGAAGAACUCUGCGUCUUUCGUGAAGUUUCUUAUCAAUCUGAAAGCGAGCAACAAGAGAAUUCUGAAUCUCGUGAAGUCAAAACCUGAGAAGACUCUGGAAGAAGUUGGCCUACAGUACAAACUUUUCUCCAGUGCAGCUUUAACAGGAAAAUUUGAAUUGAGAAAACUCAGAGAGUCGAUGAAGCUUCUGGAUACACCAAUGGAUGACGUAGAAGAUGCUUUGAAGACUCUGGAAGAUUCUGCGUCAAUGGAUUGGAACCUAGUCUUCAGUAAUUUCAAGACAAUCCCAACAGACUUGGAGGAUAUUCAGAAACAAUUGCUUGAUUUCUUCGAGGGCGAGCACUUGGAUGAUGAAGUGGAAGGCUGGAAGCUCGCAGUGUACAUUGGAGCAGGAGUCUUGGCUCUGGUAUUGAUUGGCGUCGGUGCUGCAGUGUUUGCAUACUGGUGGAUCCUCAUUCGUGAUCCGGACAUGAGAAGCAUGGUUCCUAAAGAGAAAAUCUACACUGCACCCGAGGAAGUUGACUACAGUUACAUGCAACUACAAGACUCCCGUCUGGAAAGUAAUUCUCGUUUUGGAGAAGGAUACGGCACAAAGAUUUUCGAUCUUUGCGAACGUAAACAGUGGGAGAAAGUGGAGAAAAUGGUGAAAGCGGGAGCUCUGCUCGACGUAUGCAAUGGUCUGGAUGGUAAAACUUGCCUGCAUGUUGCCAUCGAAAAUCUUCACAAGGAGACCAUUGAGCUGAUGAUUCAAUCUGGUGCGGAUAAGUACGCUCACGAUUAUUACGGAAAUGAUGCGGUGGAUUUUGUGAAAAUUUUGAGGAAAGAUUCGGAUUUAUUUGAUGAUGUUUAUCGGGCAGUUAAGGAUACUCCGUUUAAUACAAGAUUAAUCCCACCAAACUCGAAAAGAUUCUGGAAUGUUCUUGUCUUCGAUAAGAAUGCUCUUACACGUCGUCAAAAGAAGAAGCUACCGCUGAGAAUCAAAUAUUGUAUCACUUGGGGUUACAAGGAGAAUAUGGACUUGAAUUCGUUCUCACACAUUGUACUCCCGAAGAAGUACGUGACGAAUAUGAAUGAUCAGAAAAAUCUUCUGGCGAUGGACAACAAUGAUUUGAUGACGUUUAAACUUCUUGCAUGCAUGGCAUCGCUUGUUGUUCCAUCCUGGCUCACUGCACUCAUCGAUCCGCAAUUUGGAGAAAACGCUAUGGACACUGAUUACAAGUGGUACACGGUGCACACUUGCCACAAUGGGAACGUACACAUCGACACGGUAUUCCAUAGCAAGACCAACCAACAUAAGAUGCGUCCCAAGCUCCUGGAACAGUGUGGUUUCCAUAUCCUAGAAACUGAGUUAUUGAAGAAUCGUGAAGGCUGGGAAGAGGUUAUCAAGUUGUUUGGCGGCUCCGUUGUGCAAGAUAUUGAAGCUGACGACGAGAAGACUCCGAAGCCAUACUGGACGUUGUCUAGCUUCUAUAAGAAGAAGAAGUGGGAGCAGAGAAGCUGCAUCAUUCUCAAGCACUCGGAUAGUAAGAUUGAAAAGAAAUGGCAGUCUAUGCACGCAAUGUAUACCUUGGUCGACUUCUCAUUCCUUGCCGAAUGCAUUGUCCGUCACUACAUCCUUCCGAUUGAUAACGCCGUCGUGCCAUUGGACAGAAUCGCAAGUGAUAAGGAAGUUGUCAGAAAACGCGAGAAGAAGAAAAAAGAGGAGGAGGACCGAAUCGCCCGAGCACUGAAGACCGAGCCGACUGAAGAGGAGCCAACUGACCCGGAGGAUCUUAUCGUUUAUGAUCCGAGAAAGCAAUACAAGCCCAUGAAGGGGAAGAAGAAGGUUCAUCCGAUGAAGAUAAAGAAGAAGGCGCCCAAGAAGAAGAAGGAAGGGACUCUCACUGAAACCACCAAAUCGUCCAUGAUGACCGAUAUGCAAUGA
Caenorhabditis elegans is the source of this 3887-nucleotide messenger RNA. NCBI's taxonomy places the organism in Eukaryota, Metazoa, Nematoda, Chromadorea, Rhabditida, Rhabditidae. The record is from the annotation of a RefSeq genome assembly.